CCCGAACAAGCUGAGUUAUACUCAACACGGUUCACCUGCAUUCCAUUGCGUCGCGCUCUCUCUACGUUUCACCCUUCUCUGUUCUCUGUGUCUCUGAGAGAGAGAAGGAACCUAACCCUAACCCCCAAAUUUCUAGGGUUUUUUCUUCAUCGCUCAUUCAUAGAAUCGCAAUAAUGUCUCAGAACGGUAAAUUGAUGCCGAAUCUAGACCAACAAAGCACCAAGCUUCUUAAUCUCACCGUUCUUCAACGGAUUGAUCCUUUCGUUGAGGAGAUUCUCAUUACCGCUGCUCAUGUUACCUUCUAUGAGUUUAACAUCGAUCUCAGCCAAUGGAGUCGCAAGGAUGUUGAAGGAUCCCUCUUUGUUGUUAAAAGAAAUAUGCAACCACGAUUUCAGUUUAUUGUGAUGAACCGUCGCAAUACUGAAAAUUUGGUGGAAAACCUCCUGGGGGAUUUCGAGUAUGAAGUCCAGGUUCCAUAUCUAUUGUAUAGAAAUGCUGCUCAAGAAGUGAAUGGUAUUUGGUUCUAUAAUGCCCGUGAAUGUGAAGAGAUUGCAAAUCUUUUUAGCAGGAUCCUUAAUGCAUAUACCAAGGUGCCGACGAAGUCAAUGGUGUCUACUACAAAGAGUGAGUUUGAGGAACUGGAAGCAGUACCAACUAUGGCAGUCAUGGAUGGUCCUCUGGAGCCAUCAUCAUCAACUACUUCCAAUGUAGCUGAUGCUCCUGAUGAUCCAUCCUUUGUAAAUUUCUUCAGUGCAGCUAUGGCUAUCGGAAAUACUUCAAAUGCUCCAAUCACAGGACAACCUUAUCAGUCUUCUGCCACAGUUUCUUCUUCUGGGCUAACUCAUGCUGCUACACCCGCUCUGCCAACCUUGCAGAUACCAACUCUUUCAACAUCUCCUUAUAUUCCCCAGCAUGAUGCUCCAGAGUCCAUCAACAUCAGCAGCCGGGCCACAAAUCUGGUGAAGCCUUCUUUUUUUGUCCCUCCCCCUUCUUCUGCAUCAAUGAUGUUACCCCCUGUAUCUUCAUCCGUACCUACUGCUCCUCCUCUUCAUCCUACUGGUACAGUACAGCGUCCUUAUGGUACUCCAAUGCUACAGCCAUUUCCGCCUCCGACUCCACCAGCUUCACUAACUCCUGCUUCUUCUCCCUUUCCAAACUAUGCUCCAGUUAUUUCUAGAGAAAAGGUCCGGGAUGCUCUUCUGGUGCUCGUUCAGGACAAUCAGUUCAUUGAUAUGGUUUAUAGAGCGCUGCUGAAUGCUCAUCAAUAAUGACUUUCAAGAGGUGUUUAAUUCUGGAGAAAUUCUUUUAUGGGCUGAAUUACAUUUUCUAUAAGUUUUAGGCCAGGCUUUAAAAAUCAUGUCCUAAACUUUUAAAUCUUUCAGUCAUAACAAUAACAAUUUGUAAAAUCGAUUCUGCAUUGUGGCUACCAUUUUGAUCUUGCUAGUUUCCUGAGUGUCAUAAUUCAGUUUGCUACAGGCAGGAAAUGACGAAGAUCUGGAUGAGUAGUUAUAGCAAUACAUAAUUGAUUUCACAAAUCAUUAUGUGGAUUGAUUGAAACUGAUCUCAAGGCUAUAGGGGUGGUAAGGUUGUUAUUAAGUCUUGUUUAUUGUGUACUUUAUUAAAUUGUUAUAUGGUAAGACGAUUUUGCAUAGCAUCUUUUGUUAGCUUUUUCAUUGAACAUGUACUCUGCUGUAUAAUGCAAGUAGAUAGUUAGCCUCUUUGUUAA
Vicia villosa (hairy vetch) is the source of this 1726-nucleotide messenger RNA. Its product is annotated as mRNA-decapping enzyme-like protein. Gene Ontology annotation, molecular function: mRNA binding; enzyme activator activity. Gene Ontology annotation, cellular component: P-body. The record is from RefSeq and is a predicted model, not a curated record. Gene Ontology annotation, biological process: deadenylation-independent decapping of nuclear-transcribed mRNA; deadenylation-dependent decapping of nuclear-transcribed mRNA; positive regulation of catalytic activity. The coding region runs from base 174 to 1268 and encodes 364 amino acids. Lineage: Eukaryota; Viridiplantae; Streptophyta; Magnoliopsida; Fabales; Fabaceae. The transcript has 8 exons.